AGUGAGUAAUUGAAUGAGAGAUGGGGGUUUCGCUAUACUCACUUUUGUCAAAUCUUUUUGCAUUUUAUUCCGUUGACUACUUGACAUGGGAUUCAAGCCUGAAAAGAGGAUCGACCGAGUAAUCGUCCGCUCGCUCUGAUCCUACGGAGAGCGGCGUGUCCUGGUGCUGCGAUCGACUCGUUUGGUCUGGACAGAUUCCAGCUACUUUUUUCUUUAAGGAACUGACUCAGUUGGUGGAUUGUCAACAGCACGAAUUGAAGCGUUUGGUACGUGGAUUGACAACAUUUUAAAGUGCCAAUUAUUUUUUAACUUUUUUUCUCAAAUUAAAUACUUUUUUUUUGUUCGUUUUUGGAUUAAGAUGAAGCCUCCUACUUUCGAGGGUUUUUCUGAGGCACCCUGAGCAUCAUGGAUGUAUGAAACCUGACUCCCCCACAGGCAGAUGCAGGUCUCAGGCUGGAUUGAAUGGCACUGAGGAUACAAGAUUGACUCAGUGGGAGAAGUGAAAUGACCAGCCAGCAUCCCAACCAUGGAGACAGCUCAAACUCAAACAAGCAGUCGCCCGCCAUGGGUCCCAAGCUCCAAGUCCAGGGAUCGCUGUCGAAGGAGACCAUCACCAUCCACUUCUCUGCUUUGGGGAAGGAGGAAGAGGACGAAGAAGAGGAACUGUAUUGCACAACUGUGACCGGCAACUCAUCCGUUUUAAAUGACUCAAAUGUAGUAACGGCAAUUGAAGCAAGUGAGGAAAUGUUUGAAGGGGCUCCUCUUAAUCCGUCUACUAGUUCAGGUGUGACACCUGCAACAUCCAGACACUCUCCCAGUUCAAGACAUCGCAGUCCUCCUUCCCAGACCCGAUCCACUUACAGUUUUGACAAAACAUCGAAUUCUUCGCCCACAAAGUCUUUAAGCUAUCCUUCUAUUGAAAAGCCAGUUCUGAGUUUGCUCAAAAAUCUCUCGUCUGAUGCCGAGCCUCGCGAUGGCGCCUCCUCUGCUUCGUCCACCGCGUUAAGACACCGACAACUCAUGAAGAACCUCGUGAAGUCUUUGUCCUCCGAUACGUCCCAGGACUCAUCCUCUUCAUCCACAUCCUACCGCCUUCCAGAACCGCGCCUCAACCUGCAGCUCUUCAAGCAGUUCGCACAAUCUCGCCUGCCGGCUGCUGCCGCGUCGCUAGCUAGCGAUUCUAAGACCGCACCCUCAUCGCCGUUAACCUCCCCAGAGAACCGCAGCUUCUUCAAAGUUUCUGAAGUCGAGGCCCGAAUUGAGGACACCAGGCGGCGUCUCUCUGAAGCCAUUUCAGAGCCUCUGCAGUUGUUCAGUAAGAUAAUGGAUGAAAAGAGUAGCAGCAGCUUGUACCGGCCGAAGGUGCUCUCAGCCAGCGCCACAGAACUCACCACCAUCAACGGCCAGCUGGAGAACAACAACAAUUACAGCAUCAAGGAGGAGGAUGGAAGCGAAAGCCCCAACAGCUGGACCUCUGUGACCCCGGAUGACUCCUCUGCUAACACUAAAAGCCCCAACAAGUCAUUCUCUGCAGCCCUGGACAAGUGCUCCAUGUCUGCGCUGGCUAAGCAGGAAGAUGAGGACUUUUGCAUCCUCACCAAUGAGGACUUUGAUUUCUCCCCCUUAGCAGAGGCUGCUGACAGAAUCGAUAAAACCAGAACAGGUAAACCAGUGGCAGUACAUGGCCGUGAAGACGGUGCUGACACUUACGGAGGUACGGAGCCGGCUCCAGAUAUUCCACACUACACUCUCACGGCCCUCGCUCUCCUGCUCUACGGAUGUUUCGUGUUGCCUCUGCCGACUUACGUUGGAGGGAUGCUGCUUGGGAUAGCGCUGGGAUUUUUUUUAGCUCUUGGUGUGGUGUGGCUAACUGGACCAAAGCGUUUUGAAGGACAUCAAAGACAUUCCUCACAGCCAUCAAAUGCCACCAAGUUUGAAAUUAAGGAACCAGAAAUCUAUAAGGGCUGGAUGAACGAGAUCUUUAACUACGACCCCGAGACGUACCACGCCACACUGACCCACUCCGUGUUUGUCCGGUUGGAGGGCUCCAUCAUCCGUCUUUCCAAACCCAACCACAACAUCGCCCGCCGAGCUGCGCACAACGACUCCAAACCGGACGUAACUUUUGUCAGCCAGAAGAUCUACGACCUCGCCAACAGCAAAGUGUAUUUAGUGCCUCCCGGUUUGGCCAGGAAGAGAGUGUGGAACAAAAAAUACCCAAUUUGUAUCGAGCUCAGCAGACAAGACGACUUCAUGUCAAAGGCUGAAGGUGAUCGCUCGGAGCCUGGUGACGCCGUCGGCACGUCGGAGGGCGGAGAGGCGAGCCGCGGAGCGUCUUCCCCCUCCAGCAGAGACUUGACCCUUUUCCUGUUUGGAAGAACUGGGCGGGAAAAGGAGGAAUGGUUCCAGAGGUUUCUGUCUGCUUCAAACCCCAAAGUGACCAGGAAGGCUUCCCGAGUGGCGAGCGCCUGGAGUUCCCACAGCCGCAGCAGCAGCCGCAGCAGCCUGGAUGAGAUGCUCACAGCUCAGCCUCGAUUGAAGGACUCGGCAGCUUCUUCAACGACGAGCAGUGCCAAAAGCAAGCCUCCGCUGGACUACAACCACUACAUGGGCUGCUUGCUGCCGAAGCAGCCUGCAGUCGGAGCCUCAGCUUCCUGCCCGGUUCUUCAGAGUCUGCAGAGCAGCCCUGGAGCAGAGAAGAAGCCUCACAGCACCACUGCAGCUCAGCUUCAGCCCAAGGGGGACGAGGACGAGGAGGAGGACACGGUUGCCUGGGUAAACGCCGCCAUGGGCCGGAUCUUCUGGGACUUUCUGACGGAGCCACACUGGGCCGAAGUGGUCUCCAAGAAGAUUCAGAUGAAACUCAGCAAGAUACGGUUGCCGUACUUCAUGAACGAGUUGACCCUGACGGAGCUGGACAUGGGAUCAGCCACUCCCAGAAUCCACGCUGCCUCUGCCCCUUACUGCGACUAUCGUGGUCUGUGGUUUGAUCUGGAGGUGUCCUACACUGGAUCCUUCCAGAUGACCCUGGAGACCAAGAUGAUCCUGAACCGUCUGGGCAAAGAGGGGGAGAACCUCCGCUUAGGAGAGUUUGGCAAAGACGGAAACAGACCCCGCACCGACUGUCUGGCCUAUAGCGAUGAAGAGUCGUCCAGUGCUGGUUCAUCGGACGAGGAAGACUCCUCAGAACUGUCAAAUGACUCGGCUGGAGCGGAGGGAUUUGUGGGCGGACAUAAAGCCAGUAAAAUCCUGCGCUUUGUGGACAAGAUCACCAAGUCCAAAUACUUCCAGAAAGCUACAGAGACGGAGUUCAUCAAAAAGAAGAUGGACGAGGUGUCCAACACGCCCCUGCUGCUCACCGUGGAGGUGCAGCACCUCCAAGGAACGCUGGCUGUCAACAUCCCUCCUCCCCCCACCGACAGGAUCUGGUAUGGUUUUAAGACUCCUCCUCGCCUGGAUCUGAAGGCAAGACCCAAACUUGGAGAAAGAGAAGUGACUCUGGCUCACGUCACCGACUGGAUUGAGAAGAAACUUUAUCAAGAAUUCCAGAAAAUCCUUGUAAUGCCAAACAUGGACGACGUGUGGCUGACCAUAAUGCACUCUGCCAUGGACCCACGCACAGCUGGCGGACCCCUAGUCAGCCCCUCCGUAGACCCGGCACUUUCCUAACUGGGAGAGACGACUCCAGUCAGCCAUAAAGAUUGUUUACAGUAUUACCUGAAGCUCAUGAAGUUUUAAAAUGGGAACUGGAACCAAAGUCUUUACUUUAGACUCUGCUAGAACACAAACUCUGCCUCCUCCGGAGUUCCCUCACACCUAAACUAUGAAUUUUACCGGAAAAAGUUCGGUUGACCAAGUAGACACUAAAAUCAAUUUGUGCUCGCUGCUAUGACAAAUACUACACACCAAUGAACGCCUUCGUGCACAGCAACAGAUAUUUGAAGGUGAAGUUAUUAGAAGUAGAUUCAAUCACCAGACACCUUAUGGUCCACAGAUGAAGUGAAACAUGUUGCACAAGAACUUGGUUUGAAUGGCUUCUGUUGCUGCACGCGUCAGAGUGUGAAAGUGGAGCCAAACGCUCGACGUCUCCUCUGUUUGAGGCUUUCGGGUAAAUUCAGGUGUUCAGAAACAGUAUUUAUUUUUUUUUGGACACACCAUUCCCCCAUGCUUCUUUUUGUGCCACACAAACCUAAAUAAUGGUGAACAGACGUUUAAUGAAAGUGGAACAUUAAGGAGCACAUUGUGCAAAUGCAAUGAAGGAUGCAUACGCUUUUGUAGGAUCAUAUGUGGAUAAAUGUCUAACGAAUGUAUGGAUGGAUGUUUUUGAUCAAAUUGUUGUAUGAAAGCAGUUCUUACCUUUGUUUGACUGGAGUUUGCAAACGAUUGCACAGUACAAUGUUCCGUUUCCUUGAUAUGAUGAGCACAGCGUGUCAGUGAGGGGAGGAUAAGUGCUGUGUCUGGGAAAUGUCACUUUUACUGGCACUAAUGGUGAUCCUGCGAGAACUUUAAAUGUGCUUUAAAAUGACCCUAAAUGCCAGACUGUAGGUGGACAGACGCCUUCAUGUGGCGAGCAGCAUCUGAAGUUGAGGUACAUCUAUUGCCAAGAAUGUACUGCCUUAAAUACAUGUUUUCUUGAUUAAAAAUAACCUUUUUAACUAUGAUUCCAAACUUAGCCAAAGUCUGUGAGUGCAGGAUUGUUCUCCUGUGCCUGAAGGUACACAACUUCAUUCCUAAAGCAUUGUGGUCUCACGAGGAAGACAUUUACUAGAAUACAUACAUCACCCUUGUUUACAGAAUUCUUACCUUUUUAAUCCUUUUGCUAUAGUAAAGCACUGUAACAAAGUUGAUUUUUGUCAGCAUAAUUGCCUGUUUUUCCUUUAUGUCUUGGUUUAUUUUUUGGUGAAGUAUUCCUUAAUGACGAUGCAGAAGUUGAUUGUGUUUUUUUGUCUGCUUCUUAACCUGGAAUGAAGUUUUUUUUUUUUUUUGAGCAAAAAUGGAGAAUAUGAUUUGUAUCUGUAUAUUUUGAAUUGUUUUUUUUUUCUUUGUUUAUAAAAUAAUUUUAAGGCCAAAUUCCGUGAUUAAAACCUGCCUUAUUUAUAAAGCACAAUAAACCUGUUAGCCUUGUUAUUAAAAAAAAAUCUGAAUGUU
Oryzias melastigma (Indian medaka) is the source of this 5148-nucleotide messenger RNA. RefSeq names its product testis-expressed protein 2. The transcript has 13 exons. Gene Ontology annotation, molecular function: lipid binding. NCBI's taxonomy places the organism in Eukaryota, Metazoa, Chordata, Actinopteri, Beloniformes, Adrianichthyidae. The coding region runs from base 505 to 3669 and encodes 1054 amino acids. Gene Ontology annotation, cellular component: endoplasmic reticulum. The record is from RefSeq and is a predicted model, not a curated record.